This is a messenger RNA of Oncorhynchus masou masou (cherry salmon), 3150 nucleotides long. RefSeq lists its product as uncharacterized. The transcript is spliced from 6 exons. Gene Ontology annotation, biological process: immune response. The record is from RefSeq and is a predicted model, not a curated record. NCBI's taxonomy places the organism in Eukaryota, Metazoa, Chordata, Actinopteri, Salmoniformes, Salmonidae. Gene Ontology annotation, cellular component: membrane. The coding region runs from base 2331 to 2945 and encodes 204 amino acids. Gene Ontology annotation, molecular function: tumor necrosis factor receptor binding.
UUUAAUUGAAUUGACAUGUUGACUACUAAUUACUACCACAAAGAUGGUCACUGGUCCACCCACUGUUGAAUGUAAACUUAAAAAUAUAUUCUAUUAUCUAUAUUUCUAUGAUUUCAAUAGGUUUCCUAUGGAAGAUUGACAGUGUCAUUUAAAAAACAGAUAUUCCCAUUCAAGACAAAGGAGAUGAUUUUGGACUACAAGAAAAGGAGGACUGAGCAAGCCCCCAUUCUCAUCGACUGGGCUGUAGUGGAGCAGGUUGAGAGCUUCAAGUUCCUUGGCGUCCACAUCACCAACAAACAAACAAACAUGGUCCAAGCACACAAAGACAGUUGUAAAUAGGGCAUGACAAAACCUAUUCCUCCUCAGGAGACUGAAAAGAUUUGGCAUGGAUCCUUAGAUCCUCAAAAGUUUCUACAGCUGCACCAUCGAGAGAAACAAAAUGGGUUGCAUCACUGCCUGGUAUGGCAACUGCUCGGCCUCUGACCGCAAGACACUAACGAGGGUAGUGCGUAUGGCCCAGUACAUCACUGGGGCCAAGCUUCCUGCCAUCUAGGACCUCUAUACCAGGCAGUGUCAGAGGAAGGCCCUAAAAAUGGUCAAAGACUCCAGAAACCUGGGCCUCCCGAGUGGCGCAGUGGUCUAAGCUGUGCCACUAGAGAGUCCAGGCUCUGUCGCAGCCGGCCGUGAUCGGGAGACCCAUGGGGCGGCGCACAAUUGGCCUAGCGUCGUUCGGGUUAGGGGAGGGUUUGGCCGGCAGGGAUAUCCUUGUCCCAUCACGCACUAGCAACUCCUGUGGCGGGCCGGGCGCAGUACACGCUGACACGGUCGCCAGAUGUACGGUGUUUACUCCAACACAUUGGUGCGGCUGGCUACUGGGCUAAGUGAGCAUUGUGUCAAGAAGCAGUGCUGCUUGGUUGGGUUGUGUUUUGGAGGACGCACAGCUCUCAACCUUUGCCUCUCCCGAGUCCGUCCGGGAGUUGCAGCGAUGAGACAAGACUGUAACUACCAAUUGGAUACCACGAAAUUGGUGAGAAAAAGAGGUUACAUUUUUUAAAAUAAAAAUAAGACUCCAGCAACCCUAGUUAUAGACUGUUCUCUCUGCUACCGCACAGUAAGCGGUACCGGAGCGCCAAGUCUGGGUCCAAAAGGUUUCUAAACAGCUUCUAUCCCCAAGCCAUAAGACUCCUGAAAAUCUAAUCAAAUGGCUACCCAGACUAUUUGCAGUCGGCAUAUGUGACAAAUGAAAUUUGAUUUGAUUUUAAUUUGAAGUCAACAUUCUCUGGUGUGUGGACUUUCGACCAUCUUUUUGGUACCAUUUGAAAGUUAAAAUUUCAAUUUUAUUCCCAUUUCAGUAAAUUUAUGAGCCAAAACAUGACACCCACCCUGUAUUCAAGAACAUGUUGUGUCUCAACUGAUGGUGGGCACAACACAAAAACCUCAGAUUAAGUCAAAUAGGGUCUAAGAUACAACAUCUGAAUAUGCUAAAAAUUGGAGUUGACACAUUUUUAGACAAUUGACAUAUACGGUUAUAAAAUGACAAAUGUUAUACCCCCCAAAUUCCAAUAAAUUAUUGAAUAGUUUGACACCCCUGUUUGUAAGCUUUUAAAUGAUAUAAAUCUCAACCAUUUGUCGUUUCCAGUGAUGAGGACAUGGAUGUCUCAUAUUAUGGUGGGGUAUAAAAAAUAUGGCAAUCUUUGAUGUUUUGGCCUCCAGGUCCAAGAAGUCACUUUCUGAACACUUCUACAAUGGGACAGUAUGGAUGAAAGGUGCUGUCAAAAAGUUACUUUACAACUGUACGUGAUCUACAGUAUUUCAUAAAAUAAUGGAUAAAAUACCUGGGUUUAUUGAUGAUUUAAAAUCAUUUUUUGUUGUCAUAACAAAAAAAACAUGUUAGAAAUGCAGAAGGGAAAUCAAAUAAAUCAUAGCCUGGGUGACAAUCUGUUUCUGCUCUUUUGCCAACUUCUUAUGGACUUGUCAUGCUUGGCUUGACAAUGGAGUAGGCAUAAGCAUAAACAGAUCUUGGACCAGGCUAAAAUACAUUUUCAUAGAAGAAUAUGACAUCAUCAGUUGCUAAUUUACCAGUCCCAGGGUCAAUGUGACCAAAGUCUACCUAGACUUUGAGGUGGUUGUUUUAGUCCACGAUGCUUUGCUUCACUUCCUCCUUUCUUUCCAACCACAACUCACAGUGAAGAAAGAAACUCCAUCGCAUCGAGCCUCAACUCAAGUGACAAAGGGGGGAAACCCUGUCUAAAGAACAUGUCUCUGAAAUGCAGCAUGGUAUGCAGCAGACAGAUUUGUUUGUGCAAGGACACUACAAGACACACUAGAGGAUGAAGAGUCAACAGCACACCUCCAGAUAUCUGCUGCUCCAUGUGUGGUGCGGGUUUCUCACAGUUGCAAUGGGGAUUAUGGUCGCAGUUCUCACAACAGUGCAAAUAAGCUCACCUGACAAGAGUAAUUUACCUGAAUCAAAGGAGGAUAACCAGCACCCUCCAAACGGCAGUUUUCUGGCUCAAUUGAAUUCAUCAAAGGCUCCCCGUCCCUCCUAUAUCCAGCUGACCAUGGAAGGAACAUUAUCUUGGGAGAAUGACCAUGAUGCCCCCGUCUGUGGCUCUUGCUCCCUCGUCCUCCGCGACAACUCUGUCUACAUCAGAUCUGAAGGCUUCUACUACUUCUAUGUCCAGGUCACCUUCACUAGGCACACCGGGGGAGAGGAGAAGAGGAAGGUGACUCUGUUCAAAAAUGGCAUUCAACAUAAGACUCAGCAAAGGAGACUGAGUGAAGCCGUGUAUCACGGAGAGAAAGAGGGCACUGUGUUCAUGUCCAGGAUGGUUAAGCUCCAACAAGGUAACAGUCUCAGCCUUGAGAUAACAUCCAAGAAUAAUAGUUUUAGGUAUGGGGGAGAGAAUACCUAUUGGGGGGCAUAUCAGCUCCCCCCAUAUUGAGCCAACAGACAUUGUUAUUGAGACUUAGUUCAAGAUUGAACCAAAGAAGCUGUUAAAACAUUGUUGUUUUUUUUAAAGUGUGCGUUUAUUUACUAAACUGAAUUUAUUUUGUGAAAACUGUAAUUGUUUAGCAUAUGCAUUGUUUGCUUCACUGAACAGAUUUGAUUAUGUAAUGAGGUAACAGAAUACAUCUUCAAACUAUGUA